This is a messenger RNA of Mangifera indica (mango), 681 nucleotides long. Its product is annotated as pentatricopeptide repeat-containing protein At1g62670, mitochondrial-like. NCBI's taxonomy places the organism in Eukaryota, Viridiplantae, Streptophyta, Magnoliopsida, Sapindales, Anacardiaceae. The record is from RefSeq and is a predicted model, not a curated record. Gene Ontology annotation, molecular function: protein binding. The transcript has a single exon. The coding region runs from base 1 to 681 and encodes 226 amino acids.
AUGGCACGCGAUUCUGAUGGUUUUGUUGUUCUUGGGAGUAUUUUUAGGAGGGGUUUUUACCCAAACGCUUUGACUUUUAACAAUCUGAUUAAUGGUCUUUUUAUGGCGGGCAAGAUUAAGAAGGCCAUUGAAUUUUCUAGGAAAAUGGUUUCGGUUGGUUGUAGACCGGAUGUGGUUACAGUUGGGACUUUGGUUACUGGGUUGUGUAGAACUGGUAAUGUCACUGUUGCCCUUCAGUUGUUUGAAGAAAUGAAUAACGGGAAUGGUGAAUUUGGUGUCAUUUGUAAGCCUCAUAUUGUUUGCUAUACUACAAUUAUUGAUGGUCUUUGCAAAUAUGGGUUAGUAGACAAGGCAAAGAAACUGUUUUCAGAAAUGAAGACCAAGGGCAUUAAUCCAAACGUGAUUUCUUACAGCACUCUAAUUUAUGGUUUGUGUAAUACAUCUAAUUGGGAGGAGGCUAAAACUUUGUUUAUAGAGAUUUUGGAGGAAGGUGUAAAACCUGAUGUGGUGACAUUUAGCGUGGUAAUUGAUAAGCUCUGUAUCAAUGGAAAGAUGGACGAAGCCAAUGGGUUGUUCCAACUAAUGAUUAAUAGAGGUGUUUGUCACAACACAAUAACUUUUAGCCUAAAAACUGAAACAACUACAUGCAUGGGCAUGGCUCUCAUUCUAAAUUCUUAUUAA